This is a messenger RNA of Syngnathoides biaculeatus (alligator pipefish), 1472 nucleotides long. RefSeq names its product cytosolic arginine sensor for mTORC1 subunit 1 (gene castor1). Gene Ontology annotation, cellular component: cytosol. The coding region runs from base 137 to 1141 and encodes 334 amino acids. The transcript has 9 exons. The record is from RefSeq and is a predicted model, not a curated record. Gene Ontology annotation, molecular function: arginine binding. Lineage: Eukaryota; Metazoa; Chordata; Actinopteri; Syngnathiformes; Syngnathidae. Gene Ontology annotation, biological process: negative regulation of TORC1 signaling; cellular response to L-arginine.
UGUGAAAUUGAAUAUUCAGUAGUUGCGCUGGGCUGGACUUGUGGGAUGUUUUUCGUCCUGUGAACACUAGAGCGACUGAGGGAGAGUGGUUACUGUUUGUGGUUGGCGUCAAGCGCUACGUAAUUGUCAUUUGGCCAUGGAGCUGCACAUUCUAGAUCACCGGCUGCGAGUCACCAGCAUCACCAAGAGCGGUCUGACGCACUUCACACACUCGCUCAUCAAGUUGAUAUUCCUCCGCCGCCGGACGCGAUGCAAGUUCUUCAGUAUGACCGAGACCCCUGAGAACUACACGCUCGUGUUGGAUGAAGAGGGCUUCAAAGAGCUGGAGUCCUCGGAGCAGCUCCAGACGGAGAGCUCGGUGUGGCUGCCGCUCAACGUCCUCAACAACACCAACACUUCUGUCAACUCUCAGGCUCUGGGCGUCACCAAGAUCGCCAAGUCAGUCAUCGCGCCGCUCGCCCGCCAGCACGUCUCCGUCUUCAUGCUGUCCACCUAUCAGACCGACUUCAUCCUGGUGAGAGAGAAGGACCUGUCGGUAGUAGUCAGCACUCUGGAGGAGGAGUUCAACAUCUACCGUGAGGUCGUGGGAGAGUCACUCCUUGUCCGCGGCUGUGACGUCGCCAACGGCCUCCAUAAGAAUGGCAAAGAGGCCGUGCAGCCCACACUUCACCCAGUGGUCAUCCCCCAGAACCGGUUCUGCGUCAUGUCCCUGGACCCGGACACGCUGCCCUCCAUUGCCACCACGCUCAUCGACGUGUUGUUUUACUCCGGCAGUCCCAAAGAAGAUGAUGCGUCAGCUUCCAGGCCAGACUUAGACCGGAUAAAGUUCUUCUCCUUCUCCCUCAUUGAUGGAUAUGUCUCCCUUGUCAUGGACACAGAUGCUCAAAGACAGUUCCCUGCUGACCUCCUCUUCACCAGCUCCUCCGGGGAACUGUGGAGGAUGGUGCGCAUCGGUGGACAACCGCUGGGCUUCGACGAAUGCGGCAUCGUGGCUCAGAUCUCCCAGCCGUUAGCCGACUGCGACAUCUCCGCCUAUUACAUCAGCACCUUCAGCUUCGACCACGCUCUGGUACCCGAAGAGGACAUCGCCAGUGUGAGCGACAUGCUCAACAAGCAGAGGAUGGACCCGACACCCGACUGAGGGCUGAACCCCCCCCCCAUCCCUUUCAGGAGCCCAACGCGGAAAUUGCCUACUGACACGUUCAGGUUUUUGGCGGGAUGCAGUUCUCAAAAAUGUAGCCAACAUACUAAAAGCAUGUGGUUAAGUGUCUUUUUUUAAUAGGUCAGCAUUUUACAAGUUAGUAAAAAAAAAAAAAAAUACAAACAAGACAAAGUACCAUUAGGAGGUCAAUAACUUGUCUUAUUUGCACAAGCUUGAUUUUGGCGGAUAUGUCUGAUGCUUUUUGGGUACAUUUUCAAUGACUUUGAGUAUUGUGCAAUGUAACUCCAAUAAAAGGUAUGGGAACUUGAAA